AAAAUUAAAGACGGACGCAAAAAAUCAAAACCUUUCAACCAAGAUGGACGUGUAUUUAAAGUGUAGAAAUUGCUAAUCUAUUCGUUACCUAUUGAUUAUAAAUAAGCGCCAAAAUGUACAAUGGUAUUGGCUUGGAAACGCCAAGAGGUUCAGGAACGAAUGGAUAUGUUCAAAGGAACUGGGCAUCAGUGCGUAAAACCAAAGAUACGGUGAAUUAUCGUACCGAAGACGAUAUCGCUAAACUUGACUGUGCGUCAAAUAAACAGCCUAACCAAGAAAUACUUGAUCACGAAAGAAAGAGGAAAAUUGAAGUGAAAUGUGCGGAACUGGAGGACACUUUAGAGGAACAGGGGUUGCCCAAGGAGGAGAUAGCAGCACGUGUCGCUUCGUUCAGAGCGAAACUAGCUGAAGCCGGGAGCGGAGAAAAAGAUGUCCCAAGAAAUGAAUUUGGAAGAGUAACUGUGCGCGAAACUCACGCAGUAGCGGAAGCUCAACAAGAAAAGAAUGCGCGACUCAGGGACGCGUUCGGUAUAUCACCGCGUUUCGUUGAGGGGACCAGCUUGGACCCGGAGCGAAGGGCGAGGGAUGAGGCGCAGAAGUACCCCCUCGUAAGGACACCGAGCCAUGAGAGGGAGGAUCGGGACACGCACGUAGCUAAGAAGAAGAAGAAAAGAAGCGCGACACCAGAAGCUAAGAAAUCCAAGAAGAAAAAAUCCAAGAAAAAUAAGAAAGAGAACCAGGUGACACUUCAAUUAACUAGAAGUCAAAGAAAAAUGUUGUGGAGAUACAUACAUAGACAAGAGUCCAGCAAGAAGAAGAAAAAGCGGUCAAAGUCACCAAAUACAGAGAGUUCCAGCAGUUCAGAGGCAGCUGACAGUGAUUCCAGCUCAGAGGAUGAACGUCAAAAGAAAAAGAAGAAAAAGUCGAGUAGCAGACGUCGUGCCAGCGGUGCACCGUCGAGCCGUGAAAGCUCGCCAGUUAAGCAAGUUAAAGAGAAACAAUUGGAACGUCAAACCGAAUAUCAAGAGAAUAAUACUCGUAAAAAGAAUCGUGACCGUGAAGAGCGCCAUCAGAGAUACGAGGAACCACCCAGAAAUACCAGACAAGCUGAUUCUAGUAGACGCAGAGAUGAUAGAAGUCGGUCAGUGGAACGAAGAUCUUCACCAGAAUAUAGAAGACGAGACGAACGUAGAUCACCGGUAUAUAAACAGAAAUCAUAUGUCGAAAAAGUCGAUAGGAGAAGAGAAUCAUCAAGAGAUGAGUCUGAUAGAGCAAGGACUUCUAAACAAUCUAAACGUGAACGCCAACGGUCGCCUUCUGAGUCAGAUGAUGAACCGCCGAGAAAAUCUGAAAAAAGAGAUAGAAGAUUAUCAAGACAGUCAAGUGAAUCGCCGCCUCCUGAGAAAAGACGACGAAAGAGCCCAACUCCAGACAAGAAAAGAGACGAAAAUCAAUAUAAUAGAAGAGAUAAAUCAAAAGAGGAACUUCGGCAGCAUAAAGAAAAUAAAAGAUCAAGAAGGAGCGAAUCUCCAGAGUAUAAAAGCAGACGUAAUGAUGAUUAUCGAAAACACGACGAAGAAUUGAAUAAAAGAAACAAAACAGAUAACGACAGAUACUACAAGGAAAAUCGAAAUGAGACAUCAAAACGUAGAAGGAAUAAGAGCUCAUCAAGAGAGAGGCCGGAAACUUUUAAAGAACAUCAAGAACGAUCUUCAGUAAGUAAAUACAAAAAGGGAGACUCCCGUAAAGAGCCGGAAAUGUAUUACAAAAACACCAGACACAACCGAUCUCCUUCCUCCGAUACAGAAGCCGAAACGCCUCAAAAGCAAAAAGAUACAAAAGUACCUAAUAACAAAACACGCCAUAAUAAAGAAAGAAAUGAAUCUCCAACGAAAGAGAAACGCAGACGGAGUCCUUCGAUAGAAUACGCUAGAAAUGAAACACCAGAUCGAAGACCCGUUGACCGUAAAGGUGAUAAAAAUAAAUCCAGUUCCAAAACGAUUGAAAAUAAAAGAGAGGAGAGUAAAAUAAGAAAGAAAUCACCAACGCCCGUACAGAGAAGCCGUAGAGCAACGCACAGUCGAUCUAAGUCUACUUCGAUGGAACGGAGAAAUUCAAAAAAAGAAAAACAAAAAAGUAGUACCCCGAUCAUAAAAUCAAAAGUAGUAUCUGAACGACGUAUUUCACCCCGACCGGAACAAAAAGAUAAGGAUCGAAGUACCCGCAAGGGAUCACAUAAAGGGCAUUCUAGAUCGCGUUCGAAACACCGAAGUCGUAGCACAUCCAGUCUUAGUUACUCGCCGGCACGUCGCAGCCCCGAACGCUAUCGUGACAUUAUAGAAAAAUUACCCGAAAAAGAUAAAAGGAAAUAUAUAAAGUCACCGUCAGAUCUUCAACCGAAGAAGAAGAAAAUUAAAGAGGCAACUGAAACGUACAAACCAAAAGCUGUAUGUAUGAGAAGUUCAUCGAGCGAAAUUGAAGAUUCUGAAGAUGAUUUCUUAAGAUUAGAUGACCGAGCUCGUCAAGAGGAAUUGGAUUAUAAAGAGCUAAACAGAUUAAAAGAGAAACUAACUCAAAUGGCAAAGGCUUCAAUAGAGCGAAAACGAAAUGAAGAAGCCAACGGCCCUUCGACAUCUCACUCUACCUGCGAAGAAAAAAUGAAUGAAGACAAAUCUAAAAAUGAUAGUCCAAUCUUAGUAGAGAAGGAGGUUACACCCAAGGUCAGUAAUAAGAGUCCAGAGAAAGGUCAGACUCCUAAGAAGGAUAGUCCAGUAAAUGUAGAAAGUUCUCCGGAAGCUAAAAAGCGAGGUAGGAGUAAGUCUCGCCGAAGUUGGUCACGUUCGACUCGACGAUCGCGAUCACGAUCACGGUCAAGGGGAAAGUCAUCGCGCUCACGAUCACGGUCUAGAUCACGUUCGCGAACAUCUCGGUCAUCUCGUUCAAGAUCUCGAUCCUAUUCGUCGUCGAGGCGUUCCCGUUCAAGUCGCUCAAGCUCUUACAGCAGCAGAAGCUCAUCGAGAUCAUCUCGGAGUUCAUCUCGGUCAACGCGUUCGUCUAGAACAAUGACGGGCGUGUACGCCGAUUACCGUAGAUCGAGCGGGACGCGCUCACGAUCGCCCUCGAUACCUCGACGCGCUGGAUCGCCGAGCUUCUUGGAUAGGAGACGCAUAACGAGAAAAAAGUCACGAAAUUCUAGCACGAGUUCAGAAGACACGAGUAGUAAUUCGGAAUAGUGAAGUGCUAGAUGAUAUUAGUAUAAGUAAUAUUAUGUAUGUUUUAAACCCAUAACAUAUAUUCACAAAUAUCCACACGUAGUUUCUUAUUGAAUUCUCAAUCAUUUCAUUUUAUAAGUAACUAAUUUAUACCGAGGUCAUCAUGUCUCUCCGUACUUUCCAAUAGUAAAUUUGUUAAAAAAAUAUCAUGCGCUUUUAAUUUUUCGAGUGAGCAAUAUUAACAUUUUUUUUUUUAAUUAAUAACAAUUUUUUGACUGGGUACUAACCAGGUGUGACACUUUACUUAGUUUAAAUUUUUCUAAUUAAAUACAUAUGAAAUUUUCUAAAAAUAAACUCAAAAUAAUAAUUUGUAAUAAAGAUAUUUUUAUACAUAUCGUUUAAUCUAUUAAAUUCAUUAAUAUAGACAUAAAUUGGGUCUAUAAGAUCAAAUCCUGAAUACAGAUAAAAGUAAAUAUAAAGUAUAGUUAUGAGGUUUUUUUCUUCCGUAGCGCGCCCAUAAUAGAUCUCACAUAUACUUCAAAGAAAUACAAGUAUCGAAGAAGAUGAUUGAAUGUAUAUUAUAUAUUUUGUCAAUAUAUCACGAAGCGACGCCAGAUGUAGAAGUGCUAUGUUUAAGGACAUUAUUUCAAGUGUGAUUUAUGUUUCAAUUUUGUGUUAUUACAUUAAAGUUUAUUGUAAAUUUA
Nymphalis io (European peacock) is the source of this 3916-nucleotide messenger RNA. RefSeq names its product serine/arginine repetitive matrix protein 2 (gene Srrm234). The record is from RefSeq and is a predicted model, not a curated record. Lineage: Eukaryota; Metazoa; Arthropoda; Insecta; Lepidoptera; Nymphalidae. The transcript is spliced from 13 exons. Bases 114 to 3233 code for a protein of 1039 amino acids. Gene Ontology annotation, molecular function: mRNA binding.